Penicillium canariense is the source of this 4596-nucleotide messenger RNA. Its product is annotated as sulfite reductase (NADPH) subunit beta. The transcript is spliced from 4 exons. Lineage: Eukaryota; Fungi; Ascomycota; Eurotiomycetes; Eurotiales; Aspergillaceae. Gene Ontology annotation, cellular component: sulfite reductase complex (NADPH). The record is from RefSeq and is a predicted model, not a curated record. Gene Ontology annotation, molecular function: heme binding; iron-sulfur cluster binding; FMN binding. The coding region runs from base 1 to 4596 and encodes 1531 amino acids. Gene Ontology annotation, biological process: sulfate assimilation.
AUGGCAUCUAUUUCAACUGCUGGCGAGGCAGUGGCGAGAAUCGCCUACUUGGCUAGCGACCUCGUUUUGUCCGUGCAGCCGUCCCUCCAGACGGACUCGAUAUUCUCCAGGUCCCUCAAGACCCUGAAGGCAAACAACACUGCAAGCGCUCUGUCCAGAGGUACCCCGGUGGUGCAAGUCGUGCGCUACAAUGAGGACCCCCUCCUGUCUGCUUUCCAUCCUCUGCGAAAAGGCGAGUCCGUCUCAGUUGUUACGGGAUCCUCUAUCUUGAUCACCGCUGUUCCUCACCUGUAUCGCCUCGCCAACUUCCCGGUUGUCAUCCAUGUUGCCCUCGAGUCCUCCCCAUUCCCCGACUACUCCGUGAUCAGCUCGAUCCGGCAGUGCGGCUUCACAUUCCUGCACUCGGAGACUGUCCAGGAGGCCCAAGAUAUUGCCCUGACCGCUCACGCGCUGGCUCUCAAGUCUGGAAAGGGUGUUAUUCACUUCUUCGACCCCGCGAACUCCUCCAAGGAUUCCGCGAUCACCGCCGAUGACACCGAGCUUGUGAAGAAGAUCCUGAACCUGGGCGGACAUGUUGCUACCCACACCUCGACUGGUGCUGAGACUUUGUAUGCCGAUUCUGGCCGUGCUGCCACAGUCUCCGCCGAGGGAAUGGAGAUUGCUCCUGCUGGUCAGGGUUUGGCUUCGGCUGGUUUGACUGUCCCUUCUCAGACUCAGACCCCCUCGGCAGUUAGCGUUGAUAACUCCUCUGUUGGCUCUUCGCGCCGUGACAGCAGUGCUGGAAGCGAAGCUCCCAGCUCUACCGCCACCACUGUGGAUAACGCCAGUGCUCGACCGGUCAAUGCGGCCGAUAUCUUUGAGUGGACCUCUCAGAUCUGGAAUGCCCUAUCGAAGGAGGUGGGCCGUACCUACAAUGCCAUCGAGUAUACCGGCCCGGUGGAUGCUAAGGCUGCUGUCUUCGUAUUUGGCUCUACUGGUGUCUUCGUUGAUGCUCUGUCUCACGCCGAGGCCAACAGUGAGCUUGAGAACGUUGGUCUUAUCACUGCCCGCCUGUACCGUCCUUGGGUCGGUGGCCAGAUUGUGAACUCUAUUCCUCACUCUGUCGAGAAGAUUGCCGUUUUGGAGCAGGUUCGCAAGACCACCAAGUGGGGUCCGUCCUUCAUGGAUCUUCUUUCUAGUGUGACCCCCUCCUCCAUCCGGGGUCAGUCUUUGAAGGUGGUUGGAUACCGUCUUGGAUAUGUGGAGCCCUCCACCGCUGUGCAGGCUCUCCGCGGCAUUCUCCAGAACCUCCAGGCUUCAUCUCCCAUCCAGAACCUGGAUAUUGGCAGCUCUCAGGCUCCCACUGUUAUUGAUACCCUUGAGCAGCCUCACAUCGAGAACGCAUAUCUCAAGAUCCUGAACCAGCUCUUCGGCGAGCGCCUUUACAUUGCCAAUCAACUAGGUGCCAAGAAUGCCGGCAUCUCUUCGACCAUCGCUGCUAGCCCUGAAUAUGGCUUCGGCUCUCUGCUUGCGCGUAAGGAGCACCGUCAGCGCUUCAUUCGAGAGGUUGAGGAGGCCUCCAAGUCUACCACCUUUGCCACAGAUGUUCCUAAGACUUGGCUGUCUCGGUGGGCUUUGAGCGUGAAGGAAGCUGCCAAGGCGAACAAGCUUGCCCCUGAUGUUAUUGCCCGUCUUUCCAACGAUGGUUCCAAGCUGUCUCGCCAGCUCUUGCAGUCGAAGAAGCUCUUCUACGACGAGUCCCAGUGGCUGAUUGGCUCCGAUGCCUGGGCCUAUGAUCUUGGAAACUCGGGUGUGCAUCACGUCCUCGCCUCGGGUGCGAAUGUCAACAUGUUGAUCAUUGAUUCGCAACCCUACUCCGAGCGCACUGCCGCCGACCCCACUCGCCGUAAGAAGGACAUUGGUCUCUACGCCAUGAACUUUGGCAACGCCUACGUCGCGUCCACUGCUGUGUAUAGCUCUUAUACCCAGGUCCUCCAGGCCAUGGCUGAGGCCGAGCAGUUCAAUGGCCCCUCGGUCGUUGUUGCUUACCUUCCUUACCACAAGGAGAACGACUCCGCUCUCACUGUUCUCCAGGAGACCAAGAAGGCUGUUGAUCUCGGUUAUUGGCCUCUGUACCGCUGGAACCCCGCGAACGAGGAGAAGGGCGAGCCUAAAUUUGCUCUUGACUCCGAACGUAUCAAGCGAGAGCUGGAGGAGUUCCUCCGUCGGGACAACCAGCUCACCCAGCUUAUGAACCGCCAACCGAAGUUCUCGUCUGUUCUCUCUGACUCCUACGGUACUGAGGUCCGUGCCCUGCAGAAGCGCAAGGCUAAGGACUCUUAUGAGAAGCUUUUGGAUGGCCUCUUCGGAGCUCCUCUGACUAUUCUCUUUGCCUCUGACGGUGGCAACGCCCAGAACAUUGCCAAGCGCCUGGGUAACCGCGGUCGUGCCAGAGGCCUGAAGACCAUGGUCAUCGCCAUGGACGAGUAUCCCAUCGAGGAUCUGCCCACUGAAGAGAACGUUGUAUUCAUCUCCUCUACCGCUGGCCAGGGUGAGUUCCCGGUGAAUGGCCGUAGCCUCUGGGAGCAUGUUAAGAACUCCGGAGAUCUUGACCUUUCCUCCAUCAAUUACUCCGUCUUUGGUCUUGGUGACAGCCACUACUGGCCUCGCAAGGAGGACAAAGCCUACUACAACAAGCCUGCUAAGGAUCUUGAUGCUCGCGUUACCUUCCUGGGCGGUCACAAGCUCACCGAUCUUGGCCUUGGUGACGAUCAGGAUCCUGAUGCUUACCAGACCGGCUACUCCGAGUGGGAGCCGCGUCUGUGGAAGGCCUUGGGUGUGGAUAACGUCGAGGGUCUCCCUGAAGAGCCUGCCCCCAUCACUAACGAGGACAUCAAGAUCCAGUCCAACUUCCUGCGUGGUACUAUUGCUGAGGGUCUUCUGGACGAGUCGACUGGCGCUAUCUCUGCCAGUGAUCAGCAGUUGACUAAGUUCCACGGCACGUACAUGCAAGACGACCGUGAUCUCCGUGAUGAGCGCAAGGCCCAAGGUCUCGAACCCGCCUACAGCUUCAUGAUUCGUUGCCGCCUUCCUGGCGGUGUUGCCACUCCGACUCAGUGGCUACAGAUGGAUGCUAUCAGUAGCACCCACGGUAAUGAGACUAUGAAGCUCACUACACGCCAGACAUUCCAGUUCCACGGUGUCAUCAAGCGCAAGCUUCGUGGCGCCAUGCAGGCCAUCAACAGGUCUCUGAUGGAUACGCUUGCUGCCUGCGGUGACGUUAACCGUAACGUCAUGUGCAGUUCCCUCCCGGAGCUCUCCACUUUCCACCGCGAGACCUACGCUUAUUCCAAGAAGAUUAGUGAACACCUCCUUCCUUCCACCACCGCUUACCACGAGAUCUGGUUGAAGGAUGAGAACGACAAGAAGAUUCAGGUCGCCGGUGAUGCUGUUGUUGACCACGAGCCACUCUAUGGUCCUACCUACUUGCCCCGCAAGUUCAAGAUUACUAUUGCCAUUCCUCCCCACAACGACACUGAUGUUUAUGCCCAUGAUAUCGGUCUGAUUGCCAUCAAGGGUGCCGAUGGCCACCUUGAAGGUUUCAACGUCCUGGCUGGCGGUGGCAUGGGCACCACUCACAACAAUAAGAAGACCUACCCUCAGACCGGCCGCAUGUUUGGCUUCUUCCCCGCGGAGACCGUCCAUAUUGCUUGCGAGAAGAUUAUGCUUGUCCAGCGUGAUUUCGGUGACCGCAAGAACCGCAAGCACGCUCGUAUGAAGUACACCAUUGACGACAUGGGUGUCGACGUCUUCCGCAGCAAGGUCGAGGACCUUCUGCCGGAUGGCCUGCGCUUUGCUGAGCCCCGCUCCUUCAAGUUCGACUCGAACGUCGAUACCUUCGGCUGGCUCAAGGAUGAGAAGGGCCUGAACCAUUUCACCUUCUUCAUUGAGAACGGCCGUAUCGAGGAUACUGCUGACUUCGCCAUGCGCACUGGUCUGCGUGAGAUUGCUUCUCUCAACAAGGGCGAGUUCCGUCUCACUGGUAACCAGCACCUGAUUCUGUCCAAUAUCGCCGAUGAGGAUCUGCCUCUCGUCAAGGAGACCAUGGCCAAGUACAAGCUUGACAACACUUCUUUCUCCGGACUGCGUCUGUCCUCUUCGGCGUGCGUUGCUUUCCCGACUUGCGGUCUUGCCAUGGCUGAGUCUGAGCGCUACCUGCCCGUCCUCAUCUCCAAACUGGAGUCCACUCUCGAGGAGAACGGUCUUGCCCGUGAUAGCAUUGUUAUGCGUAUGACUGGCUGUCCCAACGGCUGUGCUCGCCCAUGGCUUGCCGAGGUUGCUUUUGUUGGAAAGGCCUAUGGUGCUUACAACAUGUACCUGGGCGGUGGUUACCACGGCCAGCGUCUGAACAAGCUGUACCGCUCUUCUAUCAAGGAGGAUGAGAUCGUGGAGAUCAUGAAGGGCCUUCUCAAGCGGUACGCCCAGGAGCGUCACACUGAUGGCGAGACUCCCGAGCGCUUCGGUGAUUUCCUCAUUCGUGUUGGUGUCAUCAACGCCACCACUGAUGGACAAAACUUCCACGAGGGUGUUGCGGAAGCGGAUGAGGAAGAGGAGUAA